CAGACUCAGACGUCCAUAAAGAAGCUCGUCAGGCUGUUUGCGCUGAUGACAGCUUUCUGGCGGGAGGUCUGCAGCUCCUCCUUGCCUGCUUGCGUAACGUCUGCGUAGCUGCUUCCUAUCAUCGUCAUUCUGUGGUUUAACGGUUAAAAGUGAGAAGAGUCGCAGACAGUCAGACUGCAGAGAGAGGAGCCGUCGAUGAUACAUGAUCGCCGUAAACAUGACCUCCAUGGAUGACAUCAUCACAGGAAUGACCACUGAGGACCCCUUCAGUUCUUCAGCCACCACUGAGGAUGAUUAUGACUAUGGAAUCGAUGACAACCUGAUGUGCGACCGCCAGUCGGUGCGGGACUUCCGGAGUCGCUACGAGCCGCCCUUCUUCUGGAUCAUCACCCUUGUGGGCGGAACCGGGAACCUGGCCGUGGUCUGGAUCUACCUGAGCUUCCGUAAGCGGCUGAAGACCAUGACCGACGUGUACCUGCUGAACCUGGCGGUGGCCGACCUCCUGUUCCUGGUCACGCUGCCACUGUGGGCCGCCGAAGCGUCUCACGGCUGGAUCUUUGGCCCCGCCAUGUGCAAGAUAAACUCCGCCCUCUACAAGGUGAACCUGUUCAGCAGCAUCAUGCUCCUGACCUGUAUCAGUGUGGAUCGCUACAUCGUCAUUGUGCAGACCACCAAGGCCCAAAACUCUCAGAUGGAGCGCCGCCGCUGCAGCCGGCUGGUGUGCGCCGGCGUUUGGCUGCUGGCGCUGCUCCUCGCCGUCCCUGAGCUGUCCUUCGCCGUCCCUGCCAACUCCUACUGCAGGAUGGUUUACCCUUCCAACCUGGGAAACCGCACCAAAAUCCUGGUUCUGUCGCUACAGGUGAGCAUGGGUUUCUUCGUACCCUUCAUGGUCAUGGCCUUCUGCUACAGCGUCAUCAUCGCCAAGCUGCUCAAGACUCGUAACUUUGAGAAGCACAAAGCCAUGCGAGUGAUCCUGGCCGUAGUGGUGGUGUUCAUCGUGUCCCAGCUGCCCUACAACAGCAUGCUGGUGAUGGAGGCCACGCAGGCUUCCAACAUGACUGUGACGGACUGCGAGAAGGUCAAGGCCAUAGACAUGGCCGGCCAGGUGCUGAAGAGCAUCGCCUACAUGCACGCCUGCCUCAACCCCUUCCUCUACGUGUUUGUCGGGGUCCGCUUCCGCCGUGACAUAAAGCGGCUGCUGCACUGCUGCCUGCCACAGUCCACCAAGACCCCCCUGGGGAAGACCAGGAGUCCUCUGAGCUCCACCAGGAUCUCGGUGAUGUCUGACAGCGAUACCUCCCAUGCCCUGUCAUUGUAGAGAGGCGGCGAUUCAACAUCCUGUUUAUGCUGCAUCAGCCUGAAUGUCGCAAGAUGGGUGACGACAGGAAGAGCUGGCCGUUCUGCUCCAGCUUCAAGAUGCAUGCUGCUUAACUUCUGUCUCAGCUGUGACUCUGCAGUCUCAAGAUCUUCAACAUCUAGAACCACAAUGACCCUUCAAAGCUGUCCGUUAAACCCUUAAACCGCUCAGGAGACUGGUCCGCCUAUUUCUGAUUGGGGGGAGCAGCAUGUGGAGCCAUGUCAGCUCCUGCUCCUCUCCAGGCGGGAUCUUCCUUCCCUUUAUGGUCGACCUGCUCCACCUGGAGAGGUCAGACUUUCUGUCCAAGCAGACCCCAAGUUUCAUCUCCACAUGCAGAACAACCAAGAUCUCAGGACUGUUUCAUGAUGUCAUGAUGAACUUUAUCAGGACUCUCCUGAACUGUGAAGCUUGUUUUCAAACAGAAGCUGGGACUUUAGGAGCUGCUGCUGCUGUGGUGACUGUCCUGUUCUGACCUAUGAGGUCACAUUGAGCCCAAUGUCUGUUUUCUGUCUUAUAAAUGUGAGUUUUGUGUUUUUCUUUAAUGAUGUUUAAACCUGUCACCACUGCUAAGGUGUGCCGGCCGAGGCUGCCCAGGGCCCGGCUCUCUGCUGCUGUACAGAAUCUGCUGUGAGUUCAUUGACUGUACAGGUUUUUAUCUUGGUUAUUCACAAUAAAACCAGUUG
This is a messenger RNA of Cyprinodon variegatus (sheepshead minnow), 2040 nucleotides long. Its product is annotated as C-C chemokine receptor type 9-like. The record is from RefSeq and is a predicted model, not a curated record. NCBI's taxonomy places the organism in Eukaryota, Metazoa, Chordata, Actinopteri, Cyprinodontiformes, Cyprinodontidae. Bases 203 to 1318 code for a protein of 371 amino acids. Gene Ontology annotation, biological process: immune response; G protein-coupled receptor signaling pathway; chemotaxis. Gene Ontology annotation, molecular function: chemokine binding; chemokine receptor activity; scavenger receptor activity. The transcript has 3 exons. Gene Ontology annotation, cellular component: membrane.